AUGGCGACCUUGCCGCCGCAGAUGACGGACGAGCAGAUUCGUGACAUGAUACAAGGCCCGGGCGACGUGGAGUGGUCCUAUGAGAUGCGCAGACAAUGUCAAGAGAUCCUACCAGGCUUGCUCCUCGGGCCUCUCCAAGCCUCGAAAUCGCUGCCGAUUCUCCAAGAGCUCGGCGUAACCCACAUUGUGUGCAUCCGCGAUGCGAAAGAGGCGUUCUCCGUCCGGCCCCGUUUUCCGGAACACUUCCGCUACAUGGUGCUCGACGUGCAGGACAGUGAGGAGCAGAACCUCAUCCGGCUAUUCCCUCAAGCGAAGCAAUUCAUCGACGAGGCCGUCGCAGCCGGUGGAAGAGUGCUUGUACAUUGCAACGGGGGCAUCAGCCUCUCGCCUGCCUUCGUCGUGAUGUACGUCAUGCAGCAUCACAACCUGUCCUGGGAGGACGCCCUCCAUCUCGUGCAGAAUAGGCGAUACUGCAUCUCUCCAAACGGCGGCUUCCUAACCCAGCUCAAGGAAUAUGAGUCCAUCUACAAGGCACGCAACGCGGUGGCCUCGUUUCCGCAAUACCAGGCCGCAGCCGCGCGGCGUAAGCGCGCUGUCGAAGAUGACGAAGAUGGCGAUGAGAGGGAUGAAGAGCGCAAGCGAGCUUUCGUCGACCAGGAUGAUGCCAUGCAGACGUGA
Messenger RNA from Rhodofomes roseus, 678 nucleotides. Its product is annotated as phosphatases II. The transcript is spliced from 7 exons. Lineage: Eukaryota; Fungi; Basidiomycota; Agaricomycetes; Polyporales; Fomitopsidaceae. Gene Ontology annotation, molecular function: F-box domain binding; protein tyrosine/serine/threonine phosphatase activity. Gene Ontology annotation, cellular component: nucleoplasm; cytoplasm. The coding region runs from base 1 to 678 and encodes 225 amino acids. The record is from RefSeq and is a predicted model, not a curated record. Gene Ontology annotation, biological process: negative regulation of SCF-dependent proteasomal ubiquitin-dependent catabolic process; negative regulation of protein binding; regulation of ERK1 and ERK2 cascade.